Molecule: messenger RNA, 3690 nt
Organism: Petromyzon marinus (sea lamprey)
Lineage: Eukaryota; Metazoa; Chordata; Hyperoartia; Petromyzontiformes; Petromyzontidae
Source: RefSeq, a predicted model, not a curated record
ACCGGUUCAAAUAAUCGUCACCGGUUCUGGCCGUGAGCGGGAAUCGAACUCGGGUCGCCGGCUGCACCGCCGAGAGCCAUCAUCACAUGGAUGAAGUUACGAAGUGGCGAUGAGGACUACAUGGAACCUCUGCGUGCUGCUGGUGAUGACCUGCUUUCAGCCCACCUUUUGGGAUUGGAGACAAGAGGAUCUGGAAGGGAAGAUGGAUGAGCGAGCCAGGCAGAUGGAGUUGCAAAUGGAAAUUUUUGAACAUGAAUUUGCAUCCAAAUCGUAUUCUGUGGAUGCCACUGGAAAAGUGGAGAAAAAAAUGACGGAUAUCUAUGUUAAUAUACUUGGCCUUGACAGUAGUUUGUUGAACAGAAUACUUCUACUGAUAUUUUUUAUUAUCUAUUUGUUCUUUCCAGAAGCUUACAGUGUCCCUCAUGAUGAUGUGCCUUCUUUCGAAUCAGAUUUAGUGUUGAAAUUAAACGAGGAUAAUGAAGUUACUCAAAUAUCAAACCUGCCCAACAGUGACACUUUGCAAACAUUUUAUGAUGAUCAAGUACAGUCUAAAUUGGAUGAAAUUACAAACAAUCGAGAGUUUGUGGAGAAUUUCCUUGAUGACUUGGUAGAUGAAAUGUCUUUAAAGCAGUGCAUUAAUACAGACUUGCUUAUUGGAACAUGUGUAUCUCUGGCAAAUUCUGGAGAUUUUCAGAGCCCUCAUACUUUCAGGUUUCUUAUCCCGCUGUCUCCGCCGGAACCAUAUAAAUUUCAGAUAGAUGUGGAAAAUGAAAACAAGUCCUUCACACAUGUCGGUGUAAAGAUUGAAUCAAAUGACUGUUCUAAUUCGGCACAACAAAAAUGUGCUUGCUGUUGCCAUGAUUGCGACGAUGAUGACGACACAUUGUGCCUUUUAAGCACACACAACAGUCCAUUUAUGGACAAGGGUGCUAAUGGAUGUAGCUUAACAGCAGAUGAGUCCCUUUACAAUACGAGAACAAAUCGACUGAUUGCAGGAAAGGCACUACUUUGGUUCGCAUCCUUAAUAACACAAGGUUGGAAAAACAUUGCACGUAAAUACGAUUUUGAUUUGUCACUGCGAGAUAUUCAUUCUCCCUGCGCACUGAAAAUGAGCUUCAAAUCUGGAAGAAAGGUGUUUUUUGAUGCUAUUCCAGCGAUAAGGUACAAUGACUCUGAAAUAUACCUGGUGCCAAGCAUUUAUUCGGAGAUUGCAAUUGACUUCCCACAACUCCACUGGAGUCCUACUUUCUUGAAGUGUGAAGAAGUCUACAUGAAAUAUCUCAUCAAAAGGUUGCCUACAGAUUUAGGUCACUUGCAGAGUCUGAACAUGUUGUCUUACCUAAUUGAGCAGCAGAGGCUGAACACCGCGCAUCGUUCAUUCCAGCAGGAGGCAGGGCUGAAAUUAUUCCACCUGCGCACGGCUCUGCUCCACAUAUUAGCGGACAAUAGCUUGACACCUGAAAACUCUGGAAUGGAGCAUCUGCGAGAACAUUUAAGCAACCUGCUGUGUCUACUGAAAAGGUGUCUUGAAAUUAGGCACCUGAGCCAUGCAAUUGUUGGAAGUGCAGAGGCGAGCAAGUGCUUGCGUAUUCCGGAGGUAUACUGUGAUGGCCCAUCUCCGAAUGUAUUUGGUAGACUCCUCAUAGGGGAUCAUGUUUUCCAACAAACGCGCACCUUAUUUCAAGAGCUGAUGAACAAAUUGUCACUGAUUGUUCCUGAAGAAUGUGAUUGAAGCUACUUGGUGAUAAAACCGUAUUACAUUAAGUUACGAUUUUUCAGUAAUGUAUCUUUUAAGUUCUAACACUUGAGUACAGUAUUACAUUUUAAUGGACCAGAGUACAUUAUUUUCCACUGAAAGAAGUAAAAAAAAAUCAAUUAAGUUAAGAAACAAAUUUGAUGUUUUUAAUUCUUACAUUCCAUUAUUGCCGAUUGGUAAUUGGCAAAUGGGCCAGCAAGCAUUGAAUUGUUGGUCUGGAAACUGCACAAUUAAGAGAGACAAGAUCUUGUAACAUCAUUUACAGGAACAAAAACGUUGCGUAUAGAUACAUUGUACAACGUAAUCGUAUCUUAUUAACUGCUUUGCCAGGUCUGCCAGAAAUUAUCAAAGGACUUCAGUAGUUGCAUAACUUUAAAGAAAACUACCAUAUACAGUCAUUAAUAAAAAAAAGUUAUGUUUCGUUGAUGGUACUUUUAGAAAACUUAACUUGAUAACGAAAAGGAACAUAGCAAUGUGCCUAAAGAAUAUCAUUGUAUGUUACCUGCUAUGACAUGGAUAAUCAAAAACAUGGGCUUUGCCAAUUGAACAAAGGUUAAAAGAUACACAAAGAUGCAUGGGCGACUGCGUGCUUGACAUUUAUUGCACUGAAAAAUAGAGUAAUACGCGGAUUGGAGAAAAUAUGCGAAUUAGAGACCUUGUAUUUAAUAUGGCUUUGUCAGGAACAUUCAAGAUAGGAUGGCUGGUGGUGAAGAUUAAACAGUGGCAGCCAAAGGACACUGCUGGUGUGCAAUAUAUAGUUGCAUUGUGACACCGUGGGGGAUGAAUGAUUGGGCAGGCCUUCAUCCAGCAGUGGAUAUAUUAAGGGCUGAUGAAUGGUACUUUUGCAGCAGAUGAUACUAUACGUGUGUGGUUAAGAACAUACUUAUAAUACAAUUAUGUACAUCACUGAAAUGGUAAACGUGUACUUUACUGGAUUUCCACUUAACGUGUUGCACAAGUGACUACUAGUUUUAUGUUUUUUUUGCAUUGUGCUCGUGAGUAAAACAAUGUAAUGCAGAUCAAAAUAUAGUAGCACCUAAUGCAAACAAUAGUAUUUAUCAGAUCAUGCGUAUUGGCUCUGAGGAAAGCUUGAUGCAGUGCCAAGUAUUGUAUGUCUGCAAUUAUGUACAACUAUUGAAUGAGAUAAGGUGAACGCUAUCAGUUUUAUUACAUUUCUGAUGGUUAUAUGUGGUAUUUUAAAAUCACAAUUUUAACGCUGCUCCAUGAAUAUUGCUACAAUGUAAUGUAACGCUUUACAAUUACCUUUUGUAACGUAUGUUUACCCAUAUUUUACAUAAAAGUUUGUGCUGAUAAAUAACCUUUUUAUAAUACGGUUUUACUAUUUCUGUGAAUAUUUCAUAAAAAAAAAUCAAAUGUCAAAUUUAAAUGAUCUUUCCUGGGGUUUUUUACCGUAUUUUUUUAACUAUGGAUUGCUUUCAGUCUGGAUUAGUUUAGUCAAUUAAGUUGGCUUUGAAAUGUUGCUUGGUACAAUAAAUUAUACGCAACAUACUGGGAAAUCCUAACCUAAAAGUACAAUACAGUACUGAUAUAUUAAAUAAUUGUCUUGUGGUCUUGUAACACUGGUACUUGCAGUAGCUUUUGAAGUUGUGUUUAAAAUUGCUGUUAUUUUACAAAGGUACAACAAAUGCUUAUGUUAUGCAUAUUGAAAUCAAGGGUUUUGCACUGUUUUUAUGCCCCAAUAAAAUAAAAACUACUCAACAUUUAUUUGUAUUGAAGUUUGUAAUAAAAUGCCAUUUCAUAAAUGCAUAUACUGUUUAAAGCAUGGAAGAGUGAAUUCAGAACAUUGCAUUCCCAUUACAACAUUCGUUAAAAGCAUUGGCUUAAAAUAAAUAUAUAAUUGGUUACCCUUUUGGUCAAUAGCCCUUCAUAAGACCAUGUGAUAUGAUACCACGUCAAUAAAAAUAGUACCACGA